Molecule: messenger RNA, 411 nt
Organism: Symbiodinium pilosum
Lineage: Eukaryota; Dinophyceae; Suessiales; Symbiodiniaceae
Source: the annotation of a GenBank genome assembly
AUGCCUAAAGCGCUCGGCACCUGUAUCCAACCUGACAACGAAGAAAAUUUCCGGGGCCAGUUCCACUGCCAGCUCUGUCCUGAGAAGAUCCUACUGACAGAGAAGCAGUUGGAGGUUCACCUGCAAAGCACCGCUCACAAGCGGAAGGAGCGCCACUUUGAAAGGGCCAAGGCCAUGGGCCUUGAAGCCUACGAGGCUGAGUGCCGCGAGAGAGCGGCUGCCAGAGAGUCGCAGGCCGCAGCCCAGCUGGCGGGUGCUCUGUCCAAGAAGAAGCAGAAGAAUGCCGACUUCUGGAAACAACGAAAGCUGCGGAAGAAGGCCAAAUCUGGUGCCUGCGUGGAAGGAGGCGAACAGACGCCGAAUCAGCCUCCCGAGACCGCAAAGCGCAGGAGGAAGCCAAAAUCGGAUUAG